AUGAUCUCUCAGAAUCAACAGAAGCCUAGCGAUUUCUUCUUUACACCAUUUCCCUAUAUUCAAUCCGAAGAAACGAAGUGUUAUGAAAAUGUUUUUAAUGAUCGUAUUGAGCUGGGUCUUAGCGUUGAACUGUACACUAUGCAUCUAGUAGAAGCUGUCAAAGAUUAUCUUCAUAAACGUCAACCAGUAAUAUGCGGAAAUUCGACGUUACAUUCCUUGUGUGAUGUGUCUCUCAUACCGAUGAACUCCAUUCGCAUUGUUCAAAAAGCAUCAAAUACAAUUAACAAUCGACAGAAGUACGUGCUUGAUGAAAGCUGGCAUUCUGCUACUCUUCUUCUUCAAUCGAUGGAAUUCAUUGUUUAUCCAACCAGCAUGAACGCAUGUGAACAGUUGCGCAUGGCUCUCACAGAACGAUGCCGAUUACCAAACUUUGAAGUUCACUAUUCAUUGUAUGGUCAACAGACAAUACAAAAACAACUAGAAGUCACAACGGAACAUGUGACACAUACAAAUAUGUACAAUCAAAUUCGUGCUCAAUUUCCUUCGUCUGAUAGGGUACUUCUCACAGGAGGUGAUUUCAAACAAUUACUCAACGAAUCUAUGAGUCGUAUUACGGCAACAUUACGUAUUCAAGAAGGAUUUGAAGAUCUACAAGAUCCUAUAGCUGUUGACAAACUUCUCGAACAGCAGUUAUCUACUCAACAUGUAGAGCUCCAAAUGACAAAUGAUAGACUAUGGAAUGAACUGUAUUGGACUCCGGAAGUGACGCGACCCGAUUAUCUUGCUAAAGUUCUCAAUACAAUAGUUCGUAAAGAUGAUGGCAAUAGUGAAAAUUUUAUCUACAAUAGUCAAGCUGCAAAAGAUGCGAUGUUGUCUGAUUCAACUGAGCAUCGUAUUUUUCAAAAUGAUGUGACUCGACAUAAUAUCUCAGGAUUUGAUGUAUCGCGAUAUAACAUUAAUCAAGCUAAUUUACGUCAACAUGACAUCAAUGGGUUGAAUACGUUAAAUGAAAACGAUAAUCGAGUUCAUCUAAAACAUCAUGAUAAACAACGCCUUCAACAGUUUGACAAAAAGUUCAAUGCAAACAGCCAAUCCGAUUCAUCCUUUAAUUCUGAACGCACUAGCAGUGGUGGUGGUGGUGGAGUUAAAUUUUUCGGUAUUCAGCUUGGUGCUAGUGGUAGAAAAGAAACGCAUAUACAACAAGGAAGUUCACACGAUCAAACUAACAUGAAUGAGAACCAACAUGGACAACUAACAGAUCCGGACAUGUUGAAGGUUACAAAUAUGGACAAUCACAAUUUGAAUCAGUUCGGUAGUGCUCAAAAUCAUUUAAACGAGACGCAAACUCAUAAGGAAGAAUUUGGUAAGACUCAAAUAAAUACCAAUGACUUAAAUGAGAUUGGUAUAACUGCAAACAAUUUCAAUGCAACAAAAGUGGAUAAAGAUACAGAGAAACAACACACUUUAAGUCGUCAAGGGGUGGUCGAAUUCCUUCACGAUUUCUCUGAAAUGAUAUAUCUCGAAGGUAACAUUAUUAAGCCACGUCCUAUUAAUGCCCGUAUCGUCAAGAUUGGUAAAUUGAGUACGAACACGAAGCUCUUCUCCAAUACCGUUUUCGUCCGAAUGCGAUCGAACGUUUACACUCUACCUCUUCGGUGUAAACCGAAUGAAAGUGGCAACAAAUCUAAAAUAUGGCUCAGUGAUAGAAUCGACCAACUAGAAAGUCUUAUAGUCGAUCUGAAGAAUAAAGUAAGUAUCAGGCAGUGUUAAAUUCUAACAAAAUAUCAGAAUUGUCAAUGUAUUAAAAUAAAUUUCGACUGAACAGAUGUCAGCCAACUGGAACCAAACGAUCGAUGCUAUCUUCACAAAAAUGAAUGAUCUCCAUAAGAAUCAAACUGAGCUGAUGAAUCGAGAGAUCAAUGUUUUAUCCAACAGAAUGAACAAAGAAAAACAUGCUUUGUAUACGAACCUAACUGAACAGCUGAGCGCAGGUCUGUAAGCCCUCAUUUUGAUACUUAUCAUUUUGUAACAUGAGCGUAAAUGUGCCCAGUGAAUACCAAAAUUCCAUUCAUCUCUGAUGUAUCUUACAGUUUUCUCACAAUCUUCAUUGAAUUAGACCGGAGAAUUUUAUCAGUAUCUAUUUCACACUUUAUUUCACGACUCGGUGAUAAAAUGUGUAUAGUUGAAAUAUGACGAGACGCUUUAGCAACAAAUUUUCAAAAGCAUGAAGUAUUGAGAACAAAGAUCUUUUGAGUUGCUGCCUGUGAACUGAAUUUUCUUUUAAAUUCAAACUCUAAUUAGACGUCGCAUAAGUAAGUGAAACUGUUAUUUUCCUGUAACGAACGUGCACUUCUAACUAUCACGCAUCAUUAUCAUGAUCUACUGGAAAUUAGCAACGGGGCACUCACUGUAAGUUCACUCGAUCAAACAACUAUUGUAGAUGACGUGUAUCCCUUCAUUAGAUCAUCCUAAUAUACGAAUGCAGUUUCGUAUUUACUUUUCUAGCUGUGUGCUCUCCUCAAUGCAUGAAUAAUGGAAAUUGCACUGGACCCAACACUUGUACUGUAAGUCUCAAAGAGCUCUUCAACGAAAUGCUCUAUAAUGUGAUACUUGAUUUUAUAGUGUAUGUCAUCAUGGACUGGAUCUCAAUGCGAAACACGUACGUAUUCAUUAAUAACUGCUUCACGUGACUGAUUUUUGAUUUCACACUUGAUUUACAAUGUCAACAAGUCAGUCGAAUUUAUUCUUUUCUUAGCCGUGUGUUCACCGCGAUGCUUAAAUGGUGGAACGUGUACUGCACUCAACACUUGUACUGUAAGUCUCAAGUAGAUCUUCACCGAAAUGUUCUUUUAUGUGAUACUUGAUUUUAUAGUGUAUGUCAUCAUGGACUGGAUCUCAAUGUGAAACACGUAUGUAUUCGUUAAUAACUGUCUCACGUGACCGUUUUUUUUAUUUCGCACUUCAUUUACAAUGUCAACAAGUCGCUCGAAUUUAUUCUUUUCUUAGCCGUGUGUUUGCCGGAAUGCUUAAAUGGUGGAACGUGUACCGCCCUCAACACUUGUACUGUAAGUCUCAAAGAGAUCUUCACCGAAAUGCUCUAUAAUGUGAUACUUGAUUUUAUAGUGUAUGUCAUCAUGGACUGGAUCUCAAUGUGAAACACGUAUGUAUUCAUUAAUAACUGUCUCACGUGACGGUUUUUUUGAUUUCACACUUCAUUUACAAUGUCAACAAGGCAGUUGAAUUUAUUCUUUUCUUAGCCGUGUGUUCACCGCGAUGCUUAAAUGUGGGUGAGUGUGCGUGUGAGUGUGGGUGUGGGGUGUGGGUUUGGGUAUGGGUGUAGGUAUAAGUGAGAUUUCGCUAAGACACCACCCACACCCUCCUAAAUCUACAGAAAAGUAUCUAUGUAGAGACAUAGAUGAUGAGUAUUAAAUAAAAGAGAAAGAAAGCUAUAACUAUAUCUAUCGAAUCGUGUCUGUAUAUAUAUUCAGAAUGCUCAGCAAAACAUUAAUGAUCACUUAAUCGUUUCAUUAAUUGAACAUAUCGAUAACUUCUGCGCUGACUUGACAAAUGUCAUACAUGUACCAUGUUAAAUUAAAAGACAAACAAACUUUAACGACAGAAAAAAUUAUUCGAAAACCAUAAAUUAUUUUCUUUUCCUCAUUUUGUUUUGUCAGACAGAAUCUAAAAAAUUGUUCUCAUGUUAAAAAUCAUUCGUGAUCUCAAUAUUUUACAUAGAGUUUGUACUAGUUGACACCAUAUGCUGUGAACUUUUUGUUGAUUAUCUCUUUUCUUUUAUAUUAGCAAUAAGAUGAAACUCAUCGUUUGAAACAGCUUUUGAUAAAAAAAAAGUACUAAACUGAUUUUUAAAUAUUUAUUAAAGUCACCGCAACGUAUUCUUCAUCAAAAUUCAACGAUACAUCCCUAGAACCAUUUUAGAGAAUUGAUGAAAGCCUAACAGUACUAUUCAUCAAACUAUAAAUUUAUACGUCUCGUUGUUUUUUCCGUCUGAUGAUUUAUAUAGAAAAAUCUAGCGAACUGUAUACUAUAGCUUCAUCAGAAAGUUUACUAAUCUAAUCUUUUUUGGUUGUUUUAAAAUUUUAAUUGCCUGACACAU
This is a messenger RNA of Rotaria sp. Silwood2, 4114 nucleotides long. Lineage: Eukaryota; Metazoa; Rotifera; Eurotatoria; Philodinida; Philodinidae. The record is from the annotation of a GenBank genome assembly.